Messenger RNA from Plenodomus lingam JN3, 876 nucleotides. RefSeq lists its product as uncharacterized. Lineage: Eukaryota; Fungi; Ascomycota; Dothideomycetes; Pleosporales; Leptosphaeriaceae. The record is from RefSeq and is a predicted model, not a curated record.
AUGCCCAGCGCAACAACUGUUUCUUUCGUGUUAUUGCUCAUCCUUGCUAUAUCCAUCGAGUGGCUUCGUCCAACGAUCAUGACCGAGACUACUGGUAAGCCAUGGGCUGAUAGUCCGUGUGCAUUGAUAACGACGCCGCAGUAUGCGACGAAGAAGGACGACAUCUUCACGCUGGGGGCAACACAUAUGGCACAUAUUCAUAACGCCAUACUUAGAGGGUAUAACUCAAUUUAUCUUCAAGCUCCACACGUUCAAGAAGCAGACAAUUCGGCGUUUGUAGGGUACGCGUUGACAUGGUAUCGAUUCGUGAAAAGCCAUCACGAUGAUGAAGAAGCCGAGCUGUUUCCCAAAGUGGAAGAGGUACUGGGUAGCAAAGAUAUCUGGCAAGAGACAUAUCAAGAGCACGAAUCAUUCCUAGGUGGCCUAGUCGAGUUUGAGAACUACUUGAGCAAUCUAGAAACACCCCAUGCAUUCGAUGGAAACCACCUCAUCAACAUCAUGAAAUCCUUCCAAGACCCAUUUUGCCACCACUUUCAGCACGAAAUCACUACCAUCGCCUCAUUUGGCGACCUACCAUCCGCUCCAGCGCCAAACUCCCCGGAAGCCGCACAAGCUGCUGCCGUCUUCAAAGCUUGGGGUAAGAAGACAGUCACCAAGGCAGGAACGUAUGACGUCGUGCCCUUCUUUUUGAUGAACUUGGAUGCAGACUACGAGGGGGGUUUGUGGGCGAAUUGGCCGCCUAUGCCGGCGCCAGUGCGCUGGGGUCUGGUGAAUGUGGCGGGCGCGGUGCACUGGGGAUGGUGGAAGUUUGCGAGUUGUGAUGGGUUGGGGCGGAGAAGAGAGUUGUUUGCGAUACCAAGCGAUGGGUCGACGUGA